Molecule: messenger RNA, 804 nt
Organism: Manihot esculenta (cassava)
Lineage: Eukaryota; Viridiplantae; Streptophyta; Magnoliopsida; Malpighiales; Euphorbiaceae
Product: 40S ribosomal protein S15-4
Exons: 4
Coding region: 157-615 (152 amino acids)
Biological process (GO): translation; ribosomal small subunit assembly
Cellular component (GO): ribosome; cytosolic small ribosomal subunit
Molecular function (GO): structural constituent of ribosome; RNA binding
Source: RefSeq, a predicted model, not a curated record
UUGGAUCCAGACCGGUAGGCUCAAAUAUUAAAAACCCGCAAUCCAUCGGCUUAUCGGGCACCCUAUAAAUGUUACCAUAAUUUCCCUCUUCGCCUUCGAAACCCUAGUCUUCACAGCAUACACAGUCUCGGGCUUAACUUCUCCAUCUCUAUAGCCAUGGCCGAUGUUGAGACCGACGUUGCUGCUGCAGGCCUGCCAAAGAAGAGAACGUUCAAGAAGUUCAGUUUCAGAGGAGUGGAUUUGGAUGCUCUCUUGGACAUGUCCACUGAUGAGCUCGUCAAGCUCUUUCCUGCUCGUGCUCGCAGAAGGUUUCAGCGAGGUUUGAAGAGGAAGCCAAUGGCGUUAAUAAAAAAGCUUCGCAAGGCGAAAAGGGAGGCUCCACCUGGUGAGAAACCUGAGCCUGUCAGGACUCAUCUCCGGAACAUGAUCAUAGUACCUGAAAUGAUUGGUAGCAUUAUCGGGGUUUACAAUGGCAAGACCUUUAAUCAGGUUGAAAUCAAACCUGAAAUGAUAGGCCAUUACUUAGCUGAGUUCUCCAUUUCUUACAAGCCUGUGAAGCAUGGGAGACCCGGUAUUGGUGCUACCCACUCAUCCAGGUUUAUUCCGCUUAAGUGAAGAUUUUGCAUAUGCCAUGAACUACUGGCCGCAUGGGAGUGCUUUACCAUCUUAGUUUAAAUUUUGCUGCCUUUGUUUUUAGCAGUGUUGCCUCACGUUGAAUGAGUGUUGGAAAGUUUAACUAGUUUAUUUGAAAUUCUCUUUGGGUUAAUGAGUUAUAAAUAUCGACUUGAUGUCUAUUUUGGGAAA